Molecule: messenger RNA, 507 nt
Organism: Entamoeba histolytica HM-1:IMSS
Lineage: Eukaryota; Evosea; Mastigamoebida; Endamoebidae
Exons: 1
Coding region: 127-507 (126 amino acids)
Source: RefSeq, a predicted model, not a curated record
AAUAAGAAAUAAAUAAUCUUUUUAAAAAAUAAUCAGCGUCUAUUCUAUUUUUAUUAGUAUCUAUUGAAUUAAUAGAAGUCUUUAACUCAUUAUUCUUUAAUGAACAAAAUUGUUGCAAUAGGUCUGAUGUUAUUUUCUUCAAUCACUUUGUUCUUUGGUAUGACUCCUAUGAUAGAACAACCAAAAAACAUAAAGAAGAUUAUAAUAUAUCCUGAAAGUCUCAAUAAUACACGUAUAAAAAUUAUUAAAAAAGAGUUGAAUGCUACGUUUACAAAGAACACAACAGAUUCUAUCAAAAGUACAAUAAACACAACAAUCACACAACAAAAAAAUACAUCUUUUCAAAAAAUCCAGAAUAGUAGUCAUUAUGAAAAUAAACCUUUUACUACCACUAAUAUUUAUACUUUAAUAAAAUUAAUUAUAAAAGAAAGAAAUAUAAGACUAGUUGGUUUGUCAGUCAUUUUAUCAACUAUCUUUACUUAUCUAACUUUAUGGCUUUUUUCUUGA